AUGAGUAAAACAAAAAAACGCAUUGAGGCAUUAUCCGAGCUCUUUGAAAGUGAGAAGUCGUACAUCAAAGAUCUGCAGUUAUGGGAAAGGAGUUUCAGGAUGUGGAUUCUUGGAUGUCCACUGUUUGAGCUCAAGAUUAAGUAUGAGAUAUGCGAUAGAGUGUUUGUUAACAUGGAGAGAAUCAGACUGCAUCAUCAGAGCAUAUUGGAAGACAUGAAGAAACAAAACCUAGAGAUCUAUUCGCAAAUCUCGCAGAGAAUACCUGAUGAUGACAACUCGUUUGUUUUGGACACUGUAGAUCAUGAUAACAAGACUUUAGCAAAGCUGGAGUAUAUAUCAGUAUAUGAAAACAAGCUUGAUGGAUUUAAACUGUAUCUUGAGUAUGUCAGAGGGCUUUCAAAGGCACAGUUUGACCUUGAAAGAUUGAUGGAGUACUAUCCAGAGUUUGCGAGCGGUGUGAAGGACUUCCUGAAGAGCCAUGGCGUUGAUUCUCUUGGAAUUGAGCAUUUCCUAUACAGGCCGUCGCAAAAGCUUGCAAGAUAUCCUCUUCUACUGAAUGCAGUUGUAAAAAACGAAGAAGACGAUGGAUUCAGGAAAAUGUACCUUGGACUCAUAGAGGGAUUUAAGGUGAUUACAAAAAGCGUUGAUCACGAGUUUAAUGUGUUCAGCAUGCAAUUCACGAUAUACAGGCUCGGGGCACGCUUCAGAUACAAAAAGUCCAUCAGGAAUCAGCAAUGCCUGGGAUUAUUUCAGAUCUCAAGAAGUUUGCUGAAAGAAGGAGAUGUGCUUGUAAGAAGCUUAAUAUCCGAAAAACACGUUGAAUACCGGAUGUUUGUGUUUGAUCACGUGGUUCUCGCAUGCAAUAUCCCACAGGAUAGAUUCGAUGAAAUAUGCAUUUGUGAAGAACCAAUGCCUAUGACACGGUUAAAAGUGCUUCGGAAAGAUCCCGGCGUAUUUCCAGAUGCAAUGCCAGUAGGCAUGUGCUCUUCUUUGCUACUGUUUGUGAUGGGAGGCGAAGUGGCUUUGAAGCUUUACUUCAAAGACAGCGGAGAGCGAGACGUGUAUUACUCUAUUAUUCAAAAGGCGGUGCUUAAGGCAAAUUCAAAGCUCAGCAAGAGCAUAUCUAUCGAUGUGUUGUGCUUGAAGAAUGCAGGACAAAUGAAAUAUGUGUGGAAAUCUGGGCACAAUACUCUAGUCAAUGAUACAGAUAGUAACGAGGAUGUUAUGAGUGAAAAUAAUGAGGAUAGUGUUAGUGAGGUUUAUUCAAUGUAUUCUGAAGACAUCCAUGAUCCUGAAGUUGAAGAGGCAAUACUUGACUUUAUCAAGAAGAGAGAAAGCAGUACCUUGAAAAGAAUAUCAAAUGAUGAUAGAAGCCAAUUUGCAGUUGAUUUAACCAGCGAAAGCAUGGAUAAUCAAGAAUCGCUUGAUACCAAAAGUGGAGUAGUAAAGUACGGCACAAUGUCUGGAUGGAGGAUGAUGUUUUCAAGGACUGAAUGCUUCACCAGACAUGUUGAGUUUCCAUUAAUAGCAGCCAGUACCAAAGAUAUGAAGAAUGUAGACUCUAAGCAAGAAGGCAUGUGUAUUUUUGCAAUGGAGAAUGGUGGAGUAUAUUACAGGCUUUCUGAUGUGAAGCCAAGAAAGAUACUUGACAGGAUAGUAGAUAAGGUUGUUUAUGACUCAAUGUACGAAAUCCUGAUGUACACGUCUGAAUCUGUACUGUAUGUGGCUCAUUUUGAUCUUGAAUCGCCAUGCAUUGAAGAGGUGGUUUUGAGCAAGGAUGUUGGCAGCUUCUUCUACAGCUCGACAAGUGGAGGAUCGUAUAUUGUAUUGAUCAGUCCUGAAAGCAGCCAACCGACCUCAGUGUUUCUGUUUUUAAUUGGCAUGUCGAAAGAAUCAAUUGACAUAAGGUUUCUGAAAAGGAUGUGUGUUGGAUUCCGAGUGUCCAGUGUUCUGCUCUGCUCAGAGCGGAUAGUGCUUGCAUGCAAGGACUUUGAAAUGAUAGACAUGGACACACUCAGAGCCGAGAAUGUACUAAACAUGCAGGACCCAUUUCUUCUGAUUCUUUUCAAUAGACUUGAAGCAGCAAUAGCUAUUUCGAUUCUUCCAAUAUCACAGCAUUCGUUCCUGGUAUGCUUCAGCUCGAUGGGAUUCGUUAUUCAUGAGGAUGGAAGGCCAAAGAGAACAGGCGUGGUUUUUCUGUGGGAUUGUGAGCCUGUUGAGUUCAAACUGGCAAAAGGACAUGUGAUAUGCCUUGGGCAUGAUUGCGUAAGUGUUUUUGAUCUCAAAACAGGAGUGCUGAUUUUUACAAAGUACCAGAAAGGUUUACGCUUUGUAGCAGGGAGUUCAGAACCUUUGCUACAUGAUGGCGAAUGUAUAUACACACUGGUUUUUGAAGAACAUCAACAAUCAGAACACUCAGUUUGA
Ordospora colligata OC4 is the source of this 2424-nucleotide messenger RNA. RefSeq names its product Rho/Rac/Cdc42-like GTPase guanine nucleotide exchange factor. Gene Ontology annotation, molecular function: guanyl-nucleotide exchange factor activity. The transcript has a single exon. The coding region runs from base 1 to 2424 and encodes 807 amino acids. The record is from RefSeq and is a predicted model, not a curated record. NCBI's taxonomy places the organism in Eukaryota, Fungi, Microsporidia, Ordosporidae.